Messenger RNA from Psylliodes chrysocephalus, 1278 nucleotides. NCBI's taxonomy places the organism in Eukaryota, Metazoa, Arthropoda, Insecta, Coleoptera, Chrysomelidae. The record is from the annotation of a GenBank genome assembly.
AUGACUGGAACACCAUUAAUUUUGUAUCUUCCAGAAAUCGCCGUGGAAAAGAUAUUUUCCUUCCUGACUUUCGACGAGAUCGCCAAAAACAGAAUCGUAUGUAGAAAAUUCAACGAAAUCGGUAAAAAGAUGCUAUCCAGAGGUUUCGUACAGCUGGAAAAACGCCACUCCGGCAUUUACAAGAAAGUAAAAUCCCUAUUGCCGCGCAGAGAAUCCGAGCGACGCUCACAUCCUCUGGCGAGACAUUGCGACAUUUUACAAGCGGUCGAAACUAGAAUAAGCAUGCUAAAUAUGACGUAUGUCAAGUUCAUGGAGAACAAUUUAUUGUGUUUCAUACCGGGAAAGGUUCUAGACGAAAUGCGGACUGUUCUGUGUCUGGUAGAAAGCGAUCAAACACCACCUAGAACCCACCAAUUGCUGCAAGAGUUGAGAGACUUGAGCAGCAUGGCGAUGGAGCAUUUCGACGAACACAUACUUCCCAAAGUAAAAGAACAAGUAGACAGGAGAUCAGCUCUUUCGUACGGAUCUGUAGCUUCGAGUUCAAAAACACCAAGGUUGAUCCUCUCCCAUCAAUCGCUGUCCAACGAAAUACACAAGGUGAAGAAACAAAGCAAGACUCACAAGCACCACAUUUCGUAUCUGACUCAGAGCACACAAAAAUUAUUCCAGAAGCUGCGCAAACAGAACAUGCGCAUCAAGGCGCAAUCAUUGAAAAUUCGCGAACAAGAAAAGAAGAUCCAAGAGCAAAAUACGAAGAUCCAGGACCAGGAAGCGACGUUGGCCGAUUUCAAGAAGCACAUCGAAGAAUGGGACCAAAAGUACAAAGAUCUAACCGCCGAAUUAGUCAGAGCGAGAGAGGAUAUUCUAACGGCAACGUCGCAACGAUCGCCUACAGCGCCAACGCACAACGCGGCGACGGCGCGUUGCUUCAAAACCAACAUCAAACCUCGCACGUCUCAAGUACUGCCCAAGACGUAUUCAUCAAAUUUGAAUUUCGAUCUGGAUAGGAAAAGAAAGUCCAGUUUGAUACCGGAAAUACCUUUGAAGAGGAAUAGGGCGCCAGAAAGUGACGUCAAGGAGGCGUUGAAUUUAAAAAUUCCCGAUUUGUUGAAUUUCAGAAACGACAUCAAUAAGACUGACGUCAAAGAGGCGGAACCAUCGAAUUCUCGAUUCACCAAAAGCGAUAUGGAAUCGAUAAUCGAGACGAUACUCAGCAAUCCUUUCAAUUGCAUCAAAAAUCGCAAAAGGAAGAUGGCCGAGGAUAUCGAUUUGGAAUGA